GCCAAUGGCAACGCUCCUUACUGAAGAGGUGACGACACUGUUCAGCACCAGACGUCCUCCAAGCACCGCGUCACUAUUUUCACCAUGUGGAGCCAAAUUCAAGAAGCAGCAGCAGUCGCAGGUCGUGCUCGCUCUCUUCUCUGCUCUUCAUCUCUCUCCCCUGGAAGGAUGACACCCACAAAUUUGACGAAGCAGCGAAGCUCUCAGUCUGGCUGGUGGCUCCUCACCGACACCCCACAUGAAUGCGCGUACCGGACCAGGAGGUGCCGUAUUUAAGGAAAAGGAAUUAGUGCUACAACCAUCAGUUCUCCCGAACAGCGCCUCUCCUUUGAGAUUCUUUCUUAAAAACCAAAUCGUGUAUCUCUGGACACAUGUCACAGGUAGAGCAGGAGAUCUCACUUGUACAAAGAAAGAUGUCUGACCUGGAGUUAGUCCUGCAGCAGAAGGACAACGAGUUAAAGGCCUCAGAAAGUCAAAGGACGAUCCUAGAACAGGACCUGGCAACCUACAUCUCAGAAUGCAGUAGUCUAAAGCGUAGCUUGGAACAAGCUCGUAUGGAAGUGACACAAGAGGAUGACAAAGCUUUACAGCUCCUCCACGACAUCCGAGAGCAAAGUAACAAGCUUCAGGAAAUCAAAGAGCAGGAAUAUCAUGCCCAAGUGGAAGAGAUGCGAGUUUCCAUCCGUCAACUGGAGGAGGACCUAUCUGCUGCUCGGCGUCGUAGCGACUUGUAUGAAGCCGAACUGAAGGAGUCUCGGCAGAACAGUGAAGAAUUGAAGAGGAGCUACCAGCAUAGAUUGCAGAAGGCUAAAGAGCAAGGCAAAGCAGAGGCAGAUGAGCAGUUCACCAAACUCGACAAGACCAAUGCUGAGCAGCAGACAAAGAUCCAAGAUCUUCAGGAGAAGCUUACUAAGACAUUAAAAUCCAGUGCUGAAGCUACAGACCAUCUCCAAAGCAUGAAGUUGGUCAAAGAACGCCUGGAACGAGAUCUAGAGAGGCUACAGAACAAGGAAGACUCCAGUGACAGUCUACGCAGACGCCUUCGUGAGACUGAGGAUGGUAGGAAGACUCUAGAGAACCAGGUGAAAAGGCUCGAGAUCGUUGAGCGCCGUGAGACUAAAAUGAAGGACGACAUCCAAAGCAAAGGCCAGCAAAUUCAGCAGAUGGCGGAUAAAAUCAUGGAACUUGAGGAAUGUCUGCGAGAGUCACAAGCCACAGCACAGCGACUGGAUACACAUCUCAAGCAGAAGGAGAAGCUCUAUGAAGAUAAGAUUAAGGUGUUGGAAUCUCAGAUGAAGGCGGACAUGGCUGAUAAAGAAAUGCUGGAGUCCAGUCAGAGUAAAUAUGAGGAGGAGGUGCGGGAGAAGUGCAGCAUCAUCAGUGAACAGAAGGCGACCAUAAAUGCAAUGGAUUCUAAGAUGAACAGCCUGGAGCAGAGAAUUGCUGAGCUGUCUGAGGCCAACAAACUGGCAGCCAACAGCAGCAUCUACACCCAGAAGAACAUGAAAGCCCAGGAAGAGAUGAUCUCAGAGCUCCGUCAGCAAAAAUUCUACCUGGAGUCUCAGGCCGGGAAGUUGGAGGCGCAGAAUGCCAAACUGGAGGAGCAUCUAGAAAAAACAAGUCAACAAGAGCAAAGCCAUAAGAGUCGGCUGCUGGAGCUGGAAACAAGGCUCAGAGAGAUUGGACUGGAGCAUGAGGAGCAGAAGCUGGAGAUCAAGCGGCAGGUGACCGAGCUGACCCUGUCACUGCAGGAGCGUGAAGCUCAGAUCAAUAACCUGCAGGCCUCUCGCCGCGCGUUGGAGAGCCAACUGCAGCUGGCCAAGACGGAGCUGGAAGAGACCACUGCUGAGGCUGAGGAGGAGAUCACUGUGCUCAGAGCACACAGAGACGAGAUACAAAGAAAAUAUGAUGCUUUAAGAGAUGGCUGUGCAGUGAUCACUGACCUGGAGGAGCAGCUGACCUCACUGACCCAGGAGAAUGCCGAGCUGAACCGCCAGAACUUCUACCUGUCCAAGCAGCUGGAUGAAGCUUCCGACGAGAGAGAGGAUCGCCUGCAGCUCAGCCAGGACGUGGACCAGCUGCGUCGGGAGGUGGCUGACCGCGAGAUGCACCUAAACAACCAAAAACAGAACCUUGGGACACUAAAGACCACAUGCACCAUGUUGGAGGAGCAAGUUGUGGAACUGGAAAGCUUAAAUGAUGAGCUGCUGGAGAAGGAGAGGCAGUGGGACGCCUGGAGGGCAACACUAGAAGAGGAGAAGAACCAGGCUGAAAGGAGGACCAGGGAUGUCCAAAGAAUGUUGGAUACAGAGAAACAGAGCAGGCUCCGUGCAGAGCAGCGCAGCUCGGAGUCUCGCCAGGCUGUGGACCAGGCAGUUAAGGAGCACAAAGCGGAGAUCCUGGCACUCCAGCAGAUCCUCAAAGACCAGAAACUCAAAGCUGAGAGUCUCGCAGAGACUCUGAAUGAUUUGGAGAAGAAGCAUGCAAUACUGGAGAUGAAUGCUCGCACUUUGCAGCAAAAGCUGGAGAGUGAGAGAGAUCUGAAACAGCGGCUGUUGGAUGAGCAAGAGAAGGUGCAGCAGCAGAUGGAUGCUCAGAAGGCACACAUUUUUCGACUGACCCAGGGACUACAGGACGCCCUGGACCAGACUGACUUACUAAAAACUGAAAGAACUGACCUGGAAUAUCAGCUGGAGAACAUCCAGCUCCACCUGCAGGCUGUAUACUCCCAUGAGAAGGUGAAAAUGGAGGGCACUAUCACCCAGCAGACCAAGCUCAUAGACUUCCUCCAGACCCAGGCCCAUGGUGGUUCAAAGAAGAAAAAGGGUCUUUUUGGACGUCGGCGUGAGGACCUGUUGACUGCCAUAGCUGCUCAAGCCCAGGUCCAGGGACAGAGUCCGGGUCAAGUCUCCCCUGUGCCCACCAUCCAGCCAGUCCCCCUGCAGUACAGUGACAUGAAGGUGGCACUGGACAAAGAACGAAUUCGCUGCACUGAGCUUGAAGAUGCUCUUCAGAAAAUGAGAGCAGAAUUGCGAUCGUUAAAAGAAGAAGCGCUCCAGUACAAAGAUUAUAGCAACGCCACCACGCCAGCCACAGCACGACAACAGAUGUUGAUAUCUGCCAUGGUGAAGUCUCCUGAGCACCAGCAGGUUCCAGCCAACCUGGCACCGUCCAACUCCGGGCGCAGGAAGGAGGCUGCGACGCCUGAAGAGAGAAGGAGGGUCACUUUUGAAAAGUAUGGCCGGCGAAUGAAGGACAGUCAGAGGGAUAGAGAGAGGUCGCACCACCACACUCCUCACCGCUUUACUGUGGGACUCAACAUGCGAGCGGCCAAGUGUACCGUGUGCUUGGAUACCGUGCACUUUGGUCGCCAAGCCGCCACCUGUCUCGAAUGCCACGCUCUGUGCCAUCCAAAAUGCUCCCCCAGCCUUCCAGCGACAUGUGGAAUGUCGAGUGACUGCUCUCUGCAUCUGUCUGAGGGCUCGUCUCGGGAGAAAGGCAGUUCUUCAGGUCAGCAGCUGAAAGACGCCAGUGGACACAUGCACCUGGAGGGCUGGAUGAAGCAGCCCAGGAAUGGAAAGCGCGGCCAAGGCUGGGAACGGAGAUACGUGGUCCUUGAUGGAACUAAAGUGUCCGUCUACGAGACAGAACCCAGAGAAGAUGCAGUGAAGCCACUGGAGGAGUUUGACCUCUGCCUGUCUGACGGAGAGGUGGAGGUUCACGGAGCGGUGGGGGCCACUGAGCUACCCAACACGGCCAAGUCAGAUGUUCCGUAUGUCCUGAAGCUAGAGUCUCGUUGUCAUGCCCCUUGCUGGCCUGGACAGUCCAUUUACUUCAUGGCUCCCAGUUUCCCAGACAAGCAGCGCUGGGUGGCUGUCAUGGAAUCUGUGGUGGUCGGGGGGCGAGCUUCUCGAGAGAAAGCUGAGGCUGAUGCAAAACUUCUUGGAAACUCUCUCCUGAAACUGGAAGGAGACGACCGCCUCGAUAUCAACUGCACGCUUCCACUUACAGAUCAGAUAGUUCUGGUGGGCUCGGAAGAGGGGCUGUAUGCCUUAAAUGUGAUCAAAAACUCCCUGACUCAUAUCCCUGGUUUGGGAUCAGUCUUUCAGAUCCACAUCAUCAAGGAGCUUGAAAAAUUGCUGAUGAUUGUUGGGGACGAGAGGGCCUUAUGCUUGCUGGAGAUCAAGAGAGUCAAACAGUCUUUGGCCCAAUGCCACAUGCCCACUCAGUCCGAGCUGGCUGCGUACAUCUUCGAGACGGUGAAAGGAUGCCAUUUGUUUGCUGCUGGCAGAAUUGACAACGGGUCCUGUAUCUGUGCUGCAAUGCCAAAUAAGAUCACUAUUCUACGCUACAAUGACAAUCUCAGCAAAUACUGCAUUCGCAAGGAGAUUGAAACCCUGGAGCCCUGCAGCUGCAUCCACCUGACCAGCUACAGCAUCAUCAUUGGAACCAACAAGUUUUACGAGAUCGAGAUGAAGCAGUUUGUACUUGAGGAGUUCUUGGACAAGAACGACAUGUCGCUGGCUUCAGCGGUAUUUGCCGCCUCGUCUCACACUUUCCCUAUCGCCAUCAUGCAGGUGGCCAGCAGCAUGCACAAGGAGGAGUACCUGCUAUGUUUUCAUGAGUUUGGAGUGUUUGUGGACACGUACGGGCGAAGGAGCCGCACCGAGGACAUCAAGUGGAGUCACCUGCCUUUGUCCUUUGCCUACAGAGAGCCCUAUUUGUUUGUCACCUACUUCAACUCACUGGAUGUCAUUGAGGUUCAGGGACACUCUGCUUUGGGUCCUUCAGUGUUGGCCCACCUGGACAUCCCCAGCCCCCGCUAUCUGGGCCCAGCCAUCUCCUCCGGGGCCAUUUAUCUGGCCUCGUCCUACCAGAACAAGCUGCGGGUCAUCUGCUGUAAGGGAAGUCUGAUCAGGGAGUCUGGAGAGCUGCAGAGGACCGGCUCCAACAGAGGGAGUCCCACUAAGCGAGGCCCUCCCACCUACACAGAGCACAUCACAAAGCGCUUGACCUCGGGGCCCGGCAGCCAUGAUGGUCUGCAUCGAGAGCCCAGCACCCCUCACCGCUACCGCGAGGGACGCACCGAGUUCAGACGGGACAAGUCUCCGGCCCGCCCCUUGGACAGAGAGAAGUCGCCCGGCAGAGUGCUGGACAGCCGCAGAGAGAGAUCUCCUGGGAGGUUUGGGGACAGCAAUCGACUCCAUGCUGGUUCUGUGCGGACGCAGCUGGCACCAGUAAACAAGGUGUGGGAUCAGUCAUCAGUGUGAGAGGUUGCUCCUCGUGAAAAGGCCAGUAGUGACUUAUUGCUCGACCGUCGGCCAUCUUGCCUGACACGGUGCGACAUCCUCAUUCGACCACACCGACCCGACACGUGCUUCUGGGGGGCAAUGCGAGUCUUAACGCUAGAUGGGAAUAAAUGUACAUAACGCAGCCAAAAGUUUUUAUAAAGGGAAAAAGUCGGCCAGCAAAGCCAUGUCUAUUUUUUUUAGACUUUCUAAACAUGUUGCAGGAAGACUAGACGUUUUGAAAAUGACGAGAUUGCAUUUACGGCCACGAGGGAGGCGACACUUUGCACAUGAAGUUGGACGUGAACAGGAUGUUUUUUCUUUGCUGAAUCUCCUUUCUAUCAAGUCGUUUUUGCUUCUGGUUUGAUUGACAGCUGUUAUCUUUGUAGAAGACUUCUAACAACGUUGUUGUUUCUAGAGUGCAGCUUGCUCCGAUUAGUGCGCUGCUGCUGCUUCUUCUGAUACACGCGUCCUGUGUCUGUGCUGUGAGGUCAAGUCCAGUAGAUGUCAAAGGUCAGUUCCAGUGUCGUUUCUUUCUAGACCGCCUCCAGCCGUCACAUCAGCCAGCAUGACGCUUUUUGGGUCUUGAUUCUUUCUCUUGGUCGUUAUUUUCCGUCGCUGAAGGUUUGCAUUCAAUAAAAGGUUCAUGUUAACCUUAAAAAAAUGUUUGUUAUUUUUGUAGACGGGAGAAACCGGAGUGUGGUCCUGCAAGUCUUUUCAGUUCUGGUAGCAGGAUUCCAGUGGUUCUUUAUUGGCAGAACAAAAGAAGGACAACAACGAGCAAAGAAUCGACAGGAAAAAUCAGGCAAGAGAAAAAAUAAUGGGAUAAACUAGUAAAGUUGUACCUGCAUUUUUGUUUCUACACUGCAAAAAGUCAGUGUUCAAAAACAAGGAAAAAAAUAAUAAAAAUUAGGGGUAUUUUACUUGAAUUAAGCAAA
Entelurus aequoreus (snake pipefish) is the source of this 6226-nucleotide messenger RNA. RefSeq names its product citron rho-interacting kinase. Gene Ontology annotation, biological process: actomyosin structure organization; peptidyl-threonine phosphorylation. The transcript has 41 exons. The record is from RefSeq and is a predicted model, not a curated record. Lineage: Eukaryota; Metazoa; Chordata; Actinopteri; Syngnathiformes; Syngnathidae. Gene Ontology annotation, molecular function: protein serine/threonine kinase activity. The coding region runs from base 372 to 5270 and encodes 1632 amino acids. Gene Ontology annotation, cellular component: cytoskeleton; cytoplasm.